AUGACGGAAACGCUUUUGGGUGCCGCUUCGCCGGCGAUAGAGCUCCCGCUUGGCGGCGCAACACCGUUAGGCCUUUCUGGUGGCUCGUCACUGGGAACGCCGUCGCUAGGACAUCCUUCAAGAGGUGCUUCGUUUCCUUCUAGCCUGUCGCUAUUUUUGCGCGGAAGGCGAAUUCCCUUCAGAUGCCCACGGCCUGAGGCGUCGGAACAACCCGAGUUCCCGGGAGAUUGUAAUGACUGA
Toxoplasma gondii ME49 is the source of this 240-nucleotide messenger RNA. RefSeq lists its product as hypothetical. Bases 1 to 240 code for a protein of 79 amino acids. The transcript has a single exon. The record is from RefSeq and is a predicted model, not a curated record. Lineage: Eukaryota; Apicomplexa; Conoidasida; Eucoccidiorida; Sarcocystidae.